Molecule: messenger RNA, 3836 nt
Organism: Nicotiana attenuata
Lineage: Eukaryota; Viridiplantae; Streptophyta; Magnoliopsida; Solanales; Solanaceae
Product: putative pentatricopeptide repeat-containing protein At1g12700, mitochondrial
Exons: 4
Coding region: 112-1878 (588 amino acids)
Molecular function (GO): protein binding
Source: RefSeq, a predicted model, not a curated record
UACUCAUUGUCACGUGACAAUCAAGUUUUCUGCGAAAUUAGGGCACACAAAGAUCCCAAAAUUGGGGCACACCGAGUUAGAGCGGAGCUCCACCCGCAAACAAAAUUGAAGAUGGCGAGAAUUGCUCUGCUGCGUUACUCUUCCAAUGGUAUUAUUCCCUGCUUCAUCUCCUUCUUUGCUAAUUCCCAUUCUGCUCCGGCAAUUGCAAUCAGAUCUUAUUCCUCACCUCAUAGCAAUAUUGAGAAUGUCAAGUGUUUAGAUGAUGCUCUGACUCUCUUUCGUCAAAUGGUCAGAACUCAGCCUCUUCCUUCUGUUUUUAGCUUCUCCAAAUUAUUAAAGACUAUGGUAAAUAUGAAGCAUUACUCUUCUGUUGUUUCCCUUUUUCGACAAAUGCUGAAAUCGAGUAUCCCAAUUGAUGGUUUCAUCUUGAAUAUAGCAAUUAACAGUUAUUGCCUAAUGCAUCGUUCUGACUGCGGAUUUUCAAUGUUAGCUAUUUACUUGAAGAGUGGCAUUCCAUUUGAUGUUAUCACAUUUAGCACCUUACUAAGGGGACUCUUUGCUGAAAAUAAGAUAAAAGAUGCGGUUAACUUGUUCAAAAAGUUGGUGAGAGAGAAUAUUUGUGAGCCUGAUGAAGUCACGUAUUUAAUUGUCAUGAAUGGGCUUAGCAAAAUGGGCCAUACUCAAAAAACAUUCGAUUUGCUUAGGGUAAUGGAACAAGGAAGCACUAAGCCCAACACAUACAUCUACAACAUUGUUAUAGAUGCUCUUUGCAAGGAUAGAAUGAUAGAUGAUGCAAUUAGCCUUUUUGAAGAGAUGAAACAAAAAGGCAUUCCUCCAGAUGUUAUCGCAUAUAGUUCAUUGAUUGAUGGUCUUUGUAAAUUUGGUCUGUGGGAGAAGGUUAGGACUUUGUUCUUCGAAAUGGUAAAUCUUAAUAUUUAUCCAGAUGUCCGCACCUUCAACAUACUGAUAGAUGGGCUAUGCAAAGAAGGAAAAGUUGAAGAUGCCGUGGAGGUAAUGAGACACAUGAAUGGAAAAGGUGUGGAGCCUAAUGUGGUCACCUACAAUGUGAUAAUUGAUGGAUAUUGCUUGCGCGGUCAAAUGGAUAGAGCAAGGAGCCUUUUUGAUUCCAUGAUUGAUAAGAGCAUUAAGCCUGACAUUAUUAGCUAUAGCACACUAAUAAAUGGAUACUGUAAGAAAAAGAAAUUGGAUGAGGCCAUGCAUUUGUUUUAUGAAAUUUCUCAAAAUGGACUGAAACCUGACAUUGUUACCUACAAUACUAUCUUGCAAGGUCUAUUUGAAGUUGGAAGAACUGACUUUGCGCAAAGAUUCUUUGCUGAUAUGCUAUCCACGGGGCUCGGACCUGAUUUAUGUACUAAUCGCAUUUUGCUCCGUGGUUAUUUUCAGAAUGGACUUAUUGAGAAAGCUAUGAUGCUAUUUCAUGAGUUGGAAAGAAAGAGAGAAUAUACUCAUAUUGAAUUUUAUAGUGUUGUAAUAGACGGAUUGUGCAAAACUGGCCAGCUCGAUAGAGCUCAUGCUAUUUUUGAGAAGCUUUCUUUAAUUGGAUUGUUUCCCGAUGUGAUAACAUACAAUAUAAUAAUAAAUGGAUUUUGUCUAGAAGGGAUGUUAGAUGAAGCUAAAGAUAUGCUAAGAAAAAUGGAAGAGAAUGGUUGUUCGCCGGACAAUGCCACUUACAAUAUUAUUGUGCAAGGACUUCUCAAGUUUAGCAAAGUUACUGAAAUGACAACCUUUCUGAAGGAAAUGAAUGAAAGGGGCUUCUCAUUUGAUGCAAGUACAGUAGAGUUACUAAUAGAUGUUAUAGCGAAGCAUCCUUCUUUGCUUGACAUGAUACCACAGUUUCACUCGGGAAAUAAGAAGUGAUAUGGAUUUCAGUUAAUUUAUUCAGCAAUACUUAUCACUAUGAUGCAAUUUCCUUUUACCUAUGGAAAAGAAAUCACAUCUAAUGGAAUUGCAGAAGCUGGAAGAAUGGAAAUUAGAACAUUGCUUGAGCUUUCCAAGCCAGCGGAGGUACAUCAGUUUUGAUAUUUGAUUGUUGUGCCACCCUACUUUAUUUUGAAAAUCAUAUUUUAUUGCAAUCUUAAUAUGAGAAACGAUGCACGUUUCUUUAUAUGUACAUAUUAUAAGUCUAGGAAUAGCAUACAGGACUGCAGAGGAAGCAGAAGCUGUUGUUGCACAGCUUUCAUUAAUGACACUGCUAACAGUUGCUUUUCAAAAGGUAAAACCCGUUGUUAACUAUGUUCUCCACUUGGAUCUUUUGAAAUGUAUUUAUUAUCGGAUGCCUUCAUUCAUAUGAACAGUUACCUUGUUAACCAUUUUUAUUAUCUAUUUGCCCUGUGCAUUUCUUGAUUUGAAGAAUUGUCUGUUAUGUAAGGGAUAUUCGUAGCUUGAAUUGGGCGGAUGGCCUGUUAACAUAAAGAUGACCAGUAGUUUCUGGAGGAAUUUGUUUUUUAUUCUAAUAUUUAGUAUUUGGAGGGGUUUGUGACAGUUCGCAAGAGCUUUCUGCUGCUAUUACUGCUAUUUGUAUUUUAUGCUUCAUCUAUGAUGCUUCCAGAAACUAGGACAGUAUAUCUUGUGAUUCAAACUGAAUUUGUUCCCAAUAUUUGAAUUUUCAGAAAAAACAAGAAGCAUUUACUUCUCUUUUCCAUAUUCAUCCUUAUUAACGUAUCAUUAAUUCAUCCUUAAGGGGGAUGUGCAAAAAACUUAAAGACAGUUAAAAUGAAUCGAAUCUGUAGUUUUUCCAGUUUUCAUUUUGCAAAUUGGCACGGAAAUUGACAGUCGACGAAGUCAUUCUUGCACCACUCUUAUGGAUUUUAUACUCUCAGUAAGUGACAUUUUUUUUUUGGUUCUCUAUUUUCAUUUUGGCCCAGCGUAAUACCAGCAGUUACAAGAAUUUCUUGCAAUAACUGGCACAAUAUGCAGAACUUUGCUUGUCUGAAUCUAACAUUCUUCUCAAGUUGUAGAAAUUGAAGGAAAAGUCUUCUUCUGCCUUCUUUACUCUUGAUCCAAAUUGAGGAUAAAGCAACUUUUCAGGCUAAUAGUUGUUUUUUGUCUUGAGAUUAACAUGAAUGGAAUUUUAGUGCAGCUGGAAGAUUCUCGAAAAAUUACUUUUGUGCCGUAAAUUGACAAUUCUUACAAUUUCAGGCAAGUUCUUUUGUACCAGUGAUCAUUCAACUAUUUCCUCGGACUUGGAAGGUGAAAUUUUCAAUCUGAGAUCAAGAAAAGAUUGCUUACAGAAGUUUCUAACUAUAGUCCAAGAGAAAGCUGCACGAAAUGAAAGAACCUUAGUGUACCUGUGUUACCAUAGUAAAAGGAUGAGCUCAUAUAAUACUGCAGUGGAAGCAGAAGAGGCUGUUGCACACCUAGCACUUAUGUCACUGGUUUGCAGCCAAACGACUAGAAAUUGAGGUUGUUUCAUCAUCCGUCUCAUCAUCUGACAAUUCACUUUCAGAUUCACUGAAAAUCCUUCUGAAACCUUUGCCAUUUGUUUUGUGAAGUCGGCCUUUGUCCACUGAUCUUCAGAAUUCCUGUUCUGGUCAGUUGAACCCUCAGCUGGUCCUUCUUGAAACCAGUGUGACAUAUGAAAUCAAUACAUAGCAGAAGAUAGAGAAUAACCUUUCAAGGUUAGCAAUGAAAAUUAUAAAGAAAAUAACAAUAUUCGUGCGUGAAGUGGAUAUAUAACUUCUGAGAAUAGUGUCCACAAUCUUUAUUAGUCGGAUUUGAAUAUGUCAAUGUCUUUAGAGCAAAUCUUACAGGGCUGAAACAGUGAUCUUGUCAGUUAUUGUUUUUUGAGGUAAGAAACAUUUAUUGAUUUUCUUUUA